CUGACACUUUUGACAGUUCCAAUUGUGGAAGUGGUCGGAAAUCUGAAAUGAGACAACAAAACAAAUAAUUUUGACUAACAUUUAUCGAAAUUAAGCAAUUUCCGAUUCCGAAAUUGAUGUUCGCGAGUGGUAUCGCCAAUUUCAGUCGUUACUAACCGAAUAUUUUACGAAAUAAUGUACGAAAAUGAGUUGGUUUAAUGCGGGAGCACUGGCAAACAUUGCCAAAUCAGCACUGAAGGAGGCCCAAAAGACCAUCGAUAAGGCUCUCGAUAUAAAGGAAGACGCGGAAAAUAUCGUGCCAACGAACACACCGAUCGACACCAAUCCCGACGACUUUUUCGGGACUUGGGGCAUAUCACAAUCAGGCAAUAUAACAACAGAUACACAGAAAGACCACUACAAUGAAGCCUCCGAGCAAAAUAAACUCGCAACUAGUAUUUGGGGAAGUUUUACAGGAUCGUUUUUUGUUGACAAUCAAAACACCAAAGACACUCAAUCUCCUUCGAUUGAAAGCCUAAAUGAAUCAAUAGAUUCGAACAAUGAGAGGGAUUUUAGUAAGAGUAAAUUAGUUGUCCAGCACAGUGAGGAAGAACAUUCCAUGGAGGAAGAUAAUACUAAGUUAGAUGAAGAAAAAGUCUUAGGUGUAUUGUGUCCCUUGUCAGAUAAGCAACUAGAACAAGAAAAUAGUAUUAAUCGAUUAUCAUAUAUUAGUACAGAGAGUGGUAAGAAUAAUUCAGAAAGUUUAGAUGUACUUACAGGAAGUACAGAAUGCACCACAUCACCUGAUUCUGAUGUUACUUCGACUGGAUUAAGUGUAUCAAGUUCAGCACAAGGUUCUAAACAAAUAUCGGAAUCGGUCGAAGUACUGGGUGACAGUUUAGCUAGUCCAAGUUCGGUAGAAAUAAUCAGUUCAGACACCACGACAAGUGAAAAAUGUUCCGAAGAAACUGACGAGUUUGUUUCCCCUGUUGAUUCACCCUGUAUCGAUGUAAAAAUAUCGCCGGAAAGCGUAGAGAUUAUACCGGAAGACCAGGAUGAAACCAGCAUUGCCGAGGACACGAUGUCGUAUACUUCGAUUUCCGAAAGUACAUCGGCUACUGUUUUGGAUACGGCCUUUAACAUUCAUUCGAAGCCUCAAAAAAUGCUUAAAGAUACGUACAACAGACCUGAUUUUAAUGAAACAAUUGGAAGCGAUACAGGAACUCUGAGUCCUGAGAGAAGCUUUAGUACUACCGAGGCAAUUACUAGGGCUCCUAGUAGGAGUAUGCAUUUACCUUUGACUCAAGUCAAUCACAAUCAAAUGUUAAUCGACACUCAGCCGCAUUCGGUAAAUAAACAAGACAUACCAAAGAUUUUAGAGAAAACAAACGUCAUAGACAUUCCACAGGAUGAGGAAAAUUUAAGGAGUUCAGGUUCGGAAAAUCAACUGGACACUUCUACGGACGAUGGAUCGCAAUCUGAUAGAACUUUAAUUGAGACACAAGAAAAUCUUAUGGAUAGCAGUAGCGAAACAACAAGCACUACAACUGAAGCUAGCAGCAAUUCUACGUAUUUAAAGAAAAUGAUUGCUGAUGCUAUGGUUGAAAAAUCUCCAGAAUCGGCUAAAAACACUCCCGAAGCCGGUCCUGACUUUUCGGAUAAGGCCAGUUCGCUGGACAGUGUUGCCACGUCGUCUCAAAUCGAGGUAGUGCACAGGGAAAAUUCUCCCAUGAGUUCUGAAAAGUCGGAUUUGGUUAAAAUCGAAUCGGAUCACACCUCUUGCCACACUUCGUGUGAUGAACUGGAAACUACCACUUCUUCGGACAUUGAAAUAAUUUCAAGUCCAAACGGUGAUUCUAGCAGUACACAGAGCAGGCAAAGUCCAGCAAAAAAGAAUUUACUGAAGGCCAAAUCGGCCGAAUCUGCCGUCGAUUUGAUUCACAAAAUGGCGAUCAAAAAGGUUAAAGGCCAUAACCGGGAGUUAUCUGAGGCUUCCAGCAUCAGUGACGAUUCUCAUAAUAACGUUGACAUUGACAAACUUUUGAAAAGGGUAUCUGAAAUGACAGAAAUUUUGGAAUCGAGGGAAUCGAAACUCAUUGAUAUGAACAGGAGAAAUGUUGAGCUUCAAGAGCAAAACAGUGACCUGAAGACGCAGCUGGACUGUGUCUUAACGCAGCAGCUCCAAUCAGCCGAUGUAACUCAAGUAACUGAGGAGUAUACUCAAAGACUGUCAGCUUUAGAGAAGAAAUUUCAACAGGCAAUCCGAGAAAAAGAUACACUGAGAAAACAGUUAGAUCAAGCCAAGUUAGACGUUGCCGCACGUAUGAGCAAAAACGAAAUGGAAUCCGCCAUUUCAGAAAAAGAAGACCUGAUCAAAGAACUGAGACAAGAGGGCGAAAAAUUAUCGAAACAACAGUUGCAACACUGCAAUAUUAUCAAAAAAUUGCGCGCAAAGGAGAAAGAACACGAAGCAACCAUUAAACAUUUGAAGGAAACUAAUGAGAAUCUUUCUCUUGAAACCGACCGCUUAAAGAAAUCCCUCUCCGCUAAAGAAGACGUGGAACGCACCCAAAUCGAGGCCGUUCACAAUUUAACGACGAAAAACAAAAAACUUGAGUCGGAAAUGAUGAAACUCAAAAGCCAACUCGAUGAUUUAACUCAGAAAUACGAUACGACCAAAAAAUCGCUAGACGCGGCCAAGAAAGAACUGUCCGAAAAAAAUAAAACUGCUUCGGAACUGCUGGCCAAACAGCAGCACUUGGAGAGCUUGGAAAAUGAGAAGAAAAUGACAGAGUCUCAGAACGAGGAAGUGAUCAAUCAGCUGGAUGAUCUGAGGUAUCAACUGCAAAAAACCGAGGAAGAGUACAUGAAGAAGGAGCAGAAUUUGAAGAAGGAAAACGGCGAGUUAUUGAGGAAGUUAGAGGAGGCUGAAAGUCGUAAUGAGGAGUUGUCACAGUCGAUUUCUGAGGUCAGUAAACCGCUAAUUAGGCAGUUGGAGAGUUUGCAGGCAACCCACCAAACUAAAGCGUCGAAUUUCGACAAGGUUGAACAAGCACUAACACUGAAAAUAAGGGACUUGCAAACCAAACUCGAAAGCGCUACGUCUCUCGAGAGGUCAACCAAGCAAGAGUGCGUCAGUCUCAGGUCGAAACUCGCCGAUCUAAAAGGUCAAUUGAACACGACCAAACAAGAAAUGGAGUUGAGCAAAAUGGAACUUGCGAAUACUAAGAGCGAAAAUGAGAUGUUACAAGAAGAAUUGAGAAGUGAAAAUAAGAAAUUGGCCAAAGUUGUUAAGAAAAAGGAGGAAAUCAUUGAAGAGAAAGAGCGGGAAAUCGAAAAUUUGAAGACGCGAUUGGUUGUUGAGAAGACACCCAGUGAAACGGAUAAAAAAGCAUCCAGUGUUAAUUUACAGGAUAGCGGUCCGAAAGAGUAUUUCGACAAGUUAUUUGACAGCGCACAGUCUGGAAGCAACUCCCCCACUCUCAGUCUGGGCAAAGUCUCCGUGCCAGACUCCCUGAGCAGCCAGCACUGGUCGCCAGGACCAAUCCAGGACGAGCUGUUCGAGGCUAGCCACGCCCCCCACUACACCAACAUGUUCGAACUGCAGAUCCUACAAUCUAAUCUGAAACAGCGCGAAGGAGAACUGAAACAGCUCCAGUGGGAGCUAAACAGAAGAGAACAUGAGAGGAGUUUGAUGAACGACGAAAUAUGUAGUUUACACUUCAAGAUAGGGGAACUAGACAAACUAAAAGAAGACCAUAAACAAAUCUACGAAGAAAUGUCCGGUUUGAAAAAGAAGCACGACACUUUGCUUCAACUUUUCGGCGAGAAAGUAGAAGAAAACGAAGAACUAAAGUUGGACUUGGAAGACGUUAAAGCGAUGUACAAGAGCCAAAUAGACGAAUUGUUAAGGCAGCAGAAGAAAAACUAAGAGAAGAGUAAUUUGUAAGGAUUUUCCUGAUAUUUUUAUAGAGAUAAAAAUUAUCACUAUAAUAUCUAAUAUUUUAAUAAAGCGUAAAAACCAGUUUUAGUACGGUAUGGAAUAAGAGUUAUUUAUUCUUUUGCUGCUAUACAUUUUUAAAGCGUUUAUAAGAAUACUAUAUACAGGAUGUCCCAGUAUACUGAAAAAUAGUCCCACAUUAGGGAUUUUCACUCUUUAAGAACCAACCUAACAUGCAGAAUUUUGAAAUAUAUUUGGGUGUCACCCUGUAUACAACUUGUGCACGACUUUGUAAGAGAAAAAAAAACGCUUUUUAUAUAGUCAAACUUGUUUAUAUUAUACUUAAUUAUUUAAAACGAUUUAAUCUGUGAUAAACAAAAAAUAUUAUAAAUGUCUUGUGCUUGUUUUUCUGGAGAUGGUUCCAUAGUUUAAAUUAUAAUACAGCUAUAUUAGAAUAUUUGUAUUUUUUGUGUAAUAUACUAUUGUUCAUGGCAAAUAAACCAAAUAAACAAUACAACAU
Molecule: messenger RNA, 4439 nt
Organism: Sitophilus oryzae (rice weevil)
Lineage: Eukaryota; Metazoa; Arthropoda; Insecta; Coleoptera; Curculionidae
Gene: Tmf
Product: TATA element modulatory factor
Cellular component (GO): Golgi apparatus; endoplasmic reticulum
Source: RefSeq, a predicted model, not a curated record